AUGAAUGAUAAAGAACCAUUGGUGAAGAAAACUUUUGAUCGAUUUAAUAAUGAAAAUUCUGAUGAAGAUAACAAACCGAAACAAGAAUUCUUAACUAACAGUUUUUCUGAUUGGCGUCAAUGGUUUGACAACAGAACAGUUGAUAAACAAAAUGGAAACAUCGAUGAUGACACAAAUACAAAAUACAAAAACGAUAUGGUCAGUGUUAUUGAUUUAUUUCGUUUUGCUGAUCGUAUUGAUUAUAUAUUAAUGUUUAUUGGUAUAUGUUUUCUAUUAAUAAUGGCUGCUGGUAUUGCAAUUACUCAAGUUACUUUUGGCCAAUUGAUCGGAUUAUUUGCUGAAGUUAAACUUCGGGAAAAUUGUCAUCAUCAUCGACAGACUUCUGGUAUUAAUAAUUCAAGUAACUAUGUAUGUCCACCUGGUAUAGAUAUCGAUUUAAUAUCAUAUGUAGAACUUCAAUUAUUGUGUUAUUAUGAUAAUAUUACUGUGGCAUCUUCAUCAGAUGUAUUCUCAUCGUCACUUCGAAAGAAAGUAAUGGAUCCAAUUUAUCGAUUGAUAAUUGUUGGUAUUAUUGAAUUUAUCUGUACUAUAAUUCUAUUUAUUUGUUGGACAGUUUCACUCAAAAGACAAACAUAUCGUAUGAGUAUUCGUCUUUUUCAAUCACUUCUUCAACGGAACAUUUCGUAUUUGGAUAAAGUUGCAAUUGGUAAUAUCAAUUCCAAGUUGUUCGAUAAUAUACGAAAGAUUGAUAGUGGUGCUGGUUAUGAAUUCUUAUUCGUAAUCGGAGUGAUAUUUUGCAUUGUCCUGGACAUAGUAGCGUCAUUUAUUGUUAAUUGGAAAUUAGCAUUAGUGAUGUUGUGCAUUUUACCUAUAAUUAUGAUAACAUCGAUGAUAUUUUCAAAGAUUAUUUCUAAUGAGGAAAUCAAUGUAUUGAAUUCGUAUUCAAAAGCUGGACAAAUUGCUGAAGAAGUAUUCAGUUCACUUCGAACAGUUCUCUCACUCAACGGUUCGAAAUUUGAACAAAAUCGUUACGAACAUGAAUUACAUUCUACAACUCGAAAUAGUAUUCGACAGGGUGCUGUUUUUGGAUUAUUUGCUGGCUGGUUAUCAUUUAGUACAUAUUUAAUUUAUUCAGUUGGCUUUAUUUUUGGAUCUACUUUCCUCUUUUAUCAUAAAAAUGAAGAAGUCGAUUUAGUUGAAAUUACUAUUGUCCUCUGUGUGUUCGCACAAUCGAUGACUCUUUUCAGUUUUAUUGGACCUUUUCUUCAGACAGUUUCCGAAGCUCGAAGUGCAGCAGUGCCAAUAUAUCGACUUAUUGAGGCCGGAAAUGAUGCGAGUAUAAAUGAAACAGAAAUAUGGAACGAGAGUGUGACCAGUAGAAAGCUUAUUAAUACCAAUAUUGAUAUUAAAUUUGAAAAUGUUAAUUUUAUUUAUUCAUCGCGAAAGGACAUAUCUGUGUUAAAUAAUCUGAAUUUUAUCGCUCGUGCUGGUCAAACGACUGCUAUUGUAGGUCCAAGUGGUUGUGGAAAAAGUACAUGCUUAUCACUUCUUCUACGAUACUAUGAACCAUCGUCAGGACGUAUUUUAAUUAAUGGUCAAUCAAUUAAAGGAUAUGAUCUCAAACAACUUCGACAAACAAUCGGAGUUGUUAAUCAGGAACCUAUACUUUUUGCUACGAGUAUCGCGGAAAAUAUUCGCUUUGGCAAAGAAAAUGCUACAAUGGCAGAAAUUGAAGAAGCAGCACGACAAGCAAAUGCACAUACUUUCAUCAUGAAAUUGCCAAAUAAAUAUGAAACACUCGUAGGUGAACGAGGUGUACAAUUAAGUGGCGGUGAGAAACAACGUAUUGCUUUAGCUCGUGCUUUGAUCAAACAGCCGGCUAUACUUCUAUUGGACGAAGCAACUAGUGCACUUGACAAUAUUAGUGAAAAACUCGUACAAGAAGCACUUGACAGAGCCUAUCAAGGUCGUACAACUAUAGUCAUUGCUCACCGUCUAAGUACAAUUCAAAACGCUGAUCAUAUUUAUGUAUUAGAUAAUGGUAGUGUUAUUGAAGAAGGUACCCAUGAAAUAUUAAUAGCGAAGGAAGGAAGUAAAUAUCAAGAAAUGAUAAAAAAUCAACAAGUAGAAAAACUGGAUAAUAGUGAAGAUGAUUUAUAUCGAGGAACAACAGUAAACGAAGGAGUGGGUCGACAAAGCACUAGAAACUCUCUCUCAUCAAGUUCUAAGGAAGCUCCAGAUACAGACAAAAAAGAGCAAAAUCUCUUGGACGAAAGAUCUAUCAUUAUGAGACUUUUGUCAAUGAACCGUCCAGAAUUGUUUUAUCUUGUUAUUGGCUCCAUAGCAAGUAUAUUCAACGGGAUAGCUGUACUAUUUUUCGCGUUUCUCGUUGCGCGCACAAUCUAUCAAUUUGCUAUCUGUGAGUAUCUGGAACGACGUCAGAGAAUAUUGACUUCUAGUUUCAUGCUUGCAUCAAUGGGUCUUUUGGUCUGGAUAUUUCGUUUUGUUCAAUACACAGCGUUUGCCAUAUCAGGAUCGAAACUGACUCAUCGUGUUCGUUCCACAGCAUUUCGAUGUUUUCUACGACAAGAAGUUGCCUUCUAUGAUCGUCCAGAAAAUAGCACUGGUGCCAUAUGUGGUCGUCUCUUUGCAGAUGCAUCAGCAGUACAGCAGAUGAGCGGCACAAGAUUAGGACUUAUUUUUGAAACUGUCGCAUUGAUUUUUUUCGGUCUUUUAUUUGGCAUGUUGUUGAGUUGGCAAUUGACACUGAUUGCAUUGUCUCCUCUACUUCUUCUCAUUCCUGCUAUGUACACGAGUGUACGUGUAGAAAUGUGGUUGAAUAGAUUAUGUGAUCGCGUUCGUGGACAAGCGAAUAUGAUUGCAGUAGAAGCUAUUCACAAUAUGCGUACAGUUAAACAUUUAUCUGCUGAACGAAUCAUUUUGAAUAAAUAUUCCGAACAGAUGACUGCCGUAACCACAUCAUACCGAAAAUAUUCGAUAGUAUUCACAAUACCAUAUGGUUUAUUAUGGGUAAUAGAUUCAGCCACAACGGCAUUUCUAUAUUUGUAUGCUCUUGUUCGUUUUGAACGGAAUCAAUUCACCUUCAAUGAUAUCAUAGUAAUCAUUGCAUUCGUUGUUUUCGUUAUGCAAGCAGUGCGAAGUGUAGAAUCUAUGUCAAAGCAAAUUGGUACUUCUCUAUCUUCGAUUAAAGCUCUUCUGGAUCUAUUUGAUCGAACCCCAGCUAUCGAUAAUACAUCGAUUGAAGGAGCCACGUUGGUUAAUUUUGCUGGACAGAUCGAGUUCAAUCAAGUGAAAUUCUCUUAUCCUACACGUCCAACAAUUACUGUUCUUAAUCAAUUUCAAUUGAAGAUUAAGUCUGGUCAACGUGUAGCAAUUGUUGGCGCUUCUGGUUCUGGAAAAUCUACCGUUAUCCAUCUAUUAGAACGAUUCUACGAUGCUGAAUCUGGCCAAUUGCUCUUUGACGGUAUUGAUAUUCGACAGUUGAAUAUUCUAUGGAUUCGUUCUCAGUUGGGUCUUGUUGGUCAAGAGCCAGUGUUAUUCAAUUUAACAAUUGCAGAAAAUAUCGCUUAUGGAUUGCAGAACGUUUCCGAAGAAGAUAUCAUUAAUGCGGCAAUAAAAGCGAAUGUUCAUGAACUUAUUCAACGAUUACCUCAACGUUAUGAAACAAAAGUAGGAUCGAAAGGUAGUUUCUUAUCAGGUGGUGAAAAACAGCGAAUCGCGAUUGCGCGAAUACUUCUUCGAAAACCUAAAAUAUUGCUACUAGAUGAAGCUACAAGUGCUUUGGAUUCAUACAAUCAACAAAUAGUACAACAGACACUUGAACAAGCUCAAAAAGAUGACCCUAGUCGAACAUCGUUGAUUAUUGCUCAUCGGCUUUCAACGAUUCGUUCAUGUGAUCUGAUUGUUGUUGUGGACAAAGGAUGUGUUGUUGAGAGCGGCACUGAUGCAGAACUAAUACAACGACGCGGCGUUUAUUAUACAAUGCUCACUAGAAAUAGUUCCUAA
Molecule: messenger RNA, 4026 nt
Organism: Adineta ricciae
Lineage: Eukaryota; Metazoa; Rotifera; Eurotatoria; Adinetida; Adinetidae
Source: the annotation of a GenBank genome assembly